Rotaria sp. Silwood1 is the source of this 1671-nucleotide messenger RNA. The record is from the annotation of a GenBank genome assembly. Lineage: Eukaryota; Metazoa; Rotifera; Eurotatoria; Philodinida; Philodinidae.
AUGGAAUUGUUAAGCAUCGGUCUGAAUGUAUUAUUAACGUAUUGGAACAAAGAUUUUAUUGAUACAUUUCAAAGAUACGAUCGACCAGCCUUUCUUCGUUCACUCUUAUACUUCAUUUUCAUUGCUAUCGCAAUCAUAAUCGUAUCAGUUUACAAAGAUUAUCUAACACAAUUACUUCAACUUCGUUGGCGACGUUGGUUAACGAACGAUUUUCUAAGCAAAUAUUUAUCUAAACAUGCUUAUUAUCAAAUGUCAUUGUUAAAAAAUGAUAGUUCAAAAAUAAAUGAUCCAAAUGAUAAUCCAGAUCAAAGAAUAUCAAUGGAUAUUAAUUUAUAUAUUGAAACUAUCUAUGCCUUAGCAAUAGGCCUUUUAAAUGCAUUUGUGACAUUAUUAUCCUAUGUCAUUGUACUCUGGUCUCUAUCGGGUGUAAUCAAAAUAAAAGUUUCUCAAACUCAUUCGCUUGAAAUCAAAGGAAUUAUGGUUUGGUCUGCCCUUGUCUAUGCUGGAAUGGGUACUCUGAUUACUAAUUUAAUUGGUCGAGCUCUAUUUCAUUUGAAAUAUGCACAAGAACAUUGUGAAGCUAAUUUUCGAUAUGGACUUGUUCGUCUUCGAGAUCAUACAGAAUCUGUCGCUUUCUAUCGAAGUGAAUCAAAUGAACAGGCAUCAUUGAUAUCAUUGUAUCUUGAAAUAGUAUCUAAUUUGUAUCAAAUUAUUCGUCGCAAAUUUAUUCUCAAUUGGUUUAAUUCAUUCUACAAAGUCGUAGCAAUUAUUUUCCCGUUUCUCGUUGCUUCUCCACGAUAUUUUUUACAAAAAAUUACACUUGGUGAUUUAUUACAAAUAUCAAUGGCUUUCGACAGUGUACAUCAAUCACUUUCAUUUAUACCAAAUUCCUAUGCCACUAUUGUACAAUGGCGAUCAGCUACAAAACGAUUGACUGAAUUUCUAUAUGUUUUAAAUGAAUUACAUACAGCUAAACAAAAUUCUGAGAUUCAAGUUCUUUAUUUACCAAACGAACGAUUUAUGCGAAUUCAAGAAUUAACUAUUCGAUUACCAUUGAAAAUUGAUAAAGAUAAUGGUCGAAUCCUCAUGAAUCAUCUCAAUUUAGUGCUCGAAUCUCAUCGUGCUGUACUUAUUACAGGUCGUAGUGGAUCUGGAAAAUCGACAUUUCUACGAACUCUUGCUGGAAUAUGGCCAUAUGGAUCUGGGACCAUCACUUUUCCUAUUGGCGAUACAGUGGCCUUUCUUCCUCAAAAGCCGUACUGCCCGCUUGGUUCCCUCCGCCAUUGUUUGACUUAUCCAUCAAAAUUGUUCUCAUCGGAAGAUGAUAGAAAGAUUGAACAUCUUUUAAAUCUAUGUCAAAUGAAUAGUUGGUGUCAUCGUCUUGAUGAAAAUCAAGAUUGGUCACAAGUUCUUUCACUAGGUGAACAACAAAAGAUGGCAUUCAUUCGAAUCCUUUAUCAUAGACCAAAAUGGUUGUUUUUGGAUGAGGCUACAUCAUCAUUGGAUGAACAAGCGGAAACAGAUCUUUAUUCUAUCUUAAUUCAAGAAUUAAUGAAUUAUUCAACUAUUAUCAGUGUAGGACAUCGAUAUAAUUUAAAACAAUUCCAUCAAAUUGAAUUAGCGUUGGAUAAUGGACAUAUAACAAUGUUAUCCUUAUCAUCUGAUAACUAA